AUGACGCUUUUAAACUGGCUCUCCAUACGUUACUUCUAUCGCAAUACCGAAGAUUUGCUAGGGCAAUAUUUAAAGGAAAAUAUCGAACAUGAUAACUGGAGCCGGGUGGCGGACGGGGUUGGCGAUGCAGGGCCCGCGGAUUGCAGCUGUGACGACGUGAACAGCGACGGCGCUACCAUCAGCCGCAGCAGCAGUAGCCUCGGCAACAGCUACGAUGGAAGCGGAUACACGAGUCCCAGAUCUGCGAUUUCCAGCGCAAUGGAGGAAGAAGGGCACGGCAGUCUCUCUGGCAGCGCCGCCACCACCGCCACAACCAUCCAGGCGGCAAAGGCUACUACAGGCUCUUACAGGGUUGACCGCGGCGAGUCUGCGACAGCAUAUGCCGCCGCCGGCGGAGCCGCUCCGCCGCCAGCAGCCCACAACGCCGCUCCGCUGCGGCCAUGUGGCCUGUUGUACGACCCGCCGUUUCCGCAGCUGCCGCCGCGGCUGCAGGCCGAGAUGGACGCGCUGCUGGAUUACCUCGGCCUGGCGGCGGAGGUGUACGGCAGCCUGCCUCACGUGCGUUGUACGGACCUGCCAUCGUUAAUGUUACGCCAUAGCGUGACGCUCCUGUUUAACUACCGCUCUAAGCCAGACGUGCUUCUGCUUGACGGCCGCCAACUCCAGUUGACGGCACGAGGGUACUCGCAAGCAUCCGCGCUGCUGGCUGCCGUACAGCCGCGACCGUCGGAGGCAGUGGUGGCGGCGUUGCCGUCGCCCCUGCCGAAGCGGAUUUGGAAAGUCCGCUUGAACCUCCGUCGCAUGGAGCCACUGUGCGUCGCUGCAGGGCGUGGCGUCAGCAGCAGCGGCGGCAGCGGAGUGCGUACGGCAGCGGCGGAUUGCCGGCCAGAUACCAGUCUCGGUGUGCUGCUUGUGCACGUGGAGGAUGAGAGGGGCGGCGGUCAGCACCGACCCCGCUUCCCCUGCUCCUCUAUUGCUGGUAGCACUGCCGCCGCCGCCGCCGUUCCCGUCAUCAGCCUAGCGGAGGCGGCUACGUGGGCUGGACCACUUCCCUUGCUGGCCGCCGCCAUGCCGUCCGCUGCGCCGGGAAAGGGCGCCGCCGCGGCCGCCAGCGGCGGCGGCAGUGGGCGCUCCUCCUUGUACCUGCCUGGCUUCUUUGGCUGGCAUAUUGCGGGUCUGGCGAAGGGCUACAACGACGGCGAAUUGAAGACGCGACAGCUAGAGCUGUAUCACCGCCGCCUAGGCCAGUCGUACAGCAUCAGGUUGCCGCCGGGUCCGCCUGCGGGAGUACGGGAGGUGCUGUACGCGCACGUGUGCAUGUACGACAGGGGUGAGGGGCUGGAAGUGCUGGAUCUGGAUUUGGGGGAUUUGGAAGUCAUGGGUUGCAUUUGA
Volvox carteri f. nagariensis is the source of this 1392-nucleotide messenger RNA. RefSeq lists its product as uncharacterized. Bases 1 to 1392 code for a protein of 463 amino acids. The transcript has 3 exons. The record is from RefSeq and is a predicted model, not a curated record. NCBI's taxonomy places the organism in Eukaryota, Viridiplantae, Chlorophyta, Chlorophyceae, Chlamydomonadales, Volvocaceae.